AUGUGAGCUGGUGUGCAUUACAGAGAAUGCAUAAAGGCAGAGGACAGUACGCGCCCCUGGAUGGGAGCUGCUGAAGUCGCAGCCACUCCACUCCAGGUUUUGCCCUGCCCUUGUGCGCUCUUCUAGCCGUGCAGCGUGCGUCCCCGCUGCGUUUCGCUUCCCUCACACUGUCAUAAAGACAGGACCGCCGUGUCUCUCUUCCCGUGUAUGUGUGUGUGUGUGUUUGUGUGUGCGAGAGGGAGAGAGGGAGAGAGAGAGAGAAGUUGUUGGCGCCUCUAUUGAGCACCAGGGAUUUCUUCAAGCUCGGACUAUUCGUGCGCUUUGACUUCUCUUUCCGAGUGGAAGAUGUGGCGGACGCAUAUAAAGUGAGGAGUUAUUUUUUUCUCCCUUUUUUUUAUAUAAAUCUUUAUUUUAUUUUUUAUAAACCAACACCUGCCAUCGCGCUGAUUUGGAGAGAUCUACCACCUUUUGGAUUUCUUUUCCACCGGAGCUCGUGCAUUUCUGUGUGAAGCACCAGGAUUUCACUGAUGAAUGCGAUGUGGAGUCUGCAGCUCGCCUUAUGUACUCUGUCGGCGCUGUCCCUGUCAUCAGCUGGGGAAAGCAAAGCGCGGAGCUGUAAUGAGGUUAGACAGGCUUAUAGCGCGAAAGGAUUCAGCCUCCUCAAUGUACCUCAUCAGGAAAUAUCAGGUGAGCACCUUCGUGUCUGUCCUCAGGGAUACACCUGCUGCACAUCUGAGAUGGAGGACAAACUCAACCAGCAGAGCAAAGUGGAGUUUGAGGAUUUGGUCAAAGAGAAAAGCCACAUUAUGAGAACGACGUUCAUCACCGGGCAUAAAAAGUUUGAUGAGUUUUUCUUGGAGCUGCUGGACAACUCUGAAAAGUCUCUCAACAGUAUGUUCACAAAGACGUAUGGGAAGCUAUACAUGCAGAACUCUGAGAUGUUUCAGGACCUAUUCACUGAACUGAAGCGCUACUACACAGGGGGCAACGUAAACCUGGAGGAGAUGUUGAAUGACUUCUGGUUAAGGCUGCUGGAGCGAAUGUUCCAGUUACUCAAUUCCCAGUACCACUUCACAGAUGACUACCUGGAGUGUAUCACCAAAUACGCAGAUCAGCUAAAGCCUUUUGGAGACGUGCCCAGGAAGCUAAAGGCUCAGGUUACCAGGGCAUUCAUUGCUGCACGUACAUUUGUCCAAGGGCUAAUGGUGGGCCGGGAGGUUGCCAACAGGGUCGCUAAGGUGAACGUAGCUCCGGCGUGCGUCAAAGCCUUGACCAAGAUGCGGUACUGUCCAUACUGCCGCGGCAUGCCUGGGCUGACACCCUGCCAUGGCUACUGCUACAACGUCAUGAGGGGCUGUCUGGCUAAUCAGGCAGACCUGGAUGCAGAAUGGAACCUUUUCAUUGACGCCAUGCUGCUGGUUGCAGACAGACUGGUGGGCCCUUUCAACAUUGAAGCAGUUAUAGAGCCAAUCGACAUCAAGAUCUCUGAGGCCAUCAUGACCAUGCAGGACAACAGCAUGCACGUGUCAGCAAAGGUUUUUCAAGGAUGCGGACAGCCGAAGCCAUCGGGAAUAGGCAGGUCUGCACGAGGCGUCUCAGAUGUGUUUAGUUCUCGCUUCAAGCCUUACACACCUGAACAGAGACCUACCACAGCAAGUGGGACAAGCCUGGACAGACUGAGGGUUGUCUGGAGGACAAUGCAACACAGUGUGAUUGACAUCAAAGAGAAGUUGAAGGAGUCCAAGAGGUUCUGGUCUAAAUUGCCAGAUGACAUCUGUGCCGAAGGCAAACUCACAGAGUCUGAUGAGGAGCAGUGCUGGAACAGCCACACGAAGGGCAGAUAUUUCCCUGAAGUAGUAAAGGAGGGUUUAACAAAUCAGAUGAGCAACCCAGAGGUGGAUGUGGACAUCACCAGACCUGACACACUGAUUCGGCAACAGAUCAUGGCUCUACGAGUCAUGACCAACAAGUUAAAGAACGCCUACAACGGCAAUGACAUCUACUUCCAGGACUCCAGUGAUGAGGGCAGCAGUUCUGGCAGCGGCAGCGGCUGCUCCGACGGCUGCACGACAGAGCUGGUUUUUGUUGCAACAGAAGCUCCUGUGAUCGGAGCCGACAGGAGCAACGAACGAGCUGCAGCCGCCGCUGCAGGCAAGUCACUUUCCCGCGGACCCUCCACUCUGCUGGUGAUGGCAUCCCUCACCCUCCCACUUUGGGCAUUGCAGACUCAGUGGAGAUAAUAUAGUGUGGCCUGAUCACCGACUUUUACACUGUUACGUAACAGUACAUUUUACAGCAAAUCAUACUGCUGUUCCCUCACUGGACGUGUAGAACCUCCUGGAAACGUGGAGAAUGGCUGGCAUGAUGGUUAUGGUAGAAGUGGAAGUGAGUGCAGUGCUGCAUCCUGCUUGCCCCUCCCUUAGCGAAUGUUCUGUGCCAUCAGUGUGCCGGCCUUCACAUCUCUAAAGAAAAAACAACAAAGAAAAAUGUGGUGUUUUCUCAUUGUUCUAAAGUGUGCUUUGAAAAACACACUUCUCCUGUAUGAAACGGAACUAUCGUCAGGUAGUUCAUGUCAGUGAGUUUUCACUCGAAGGGGAACCUAUUUUUUAUUUUCCUUUGUAUGACAAAGCGAAAAGAAGACAGUACCUUUUCUACCAUAUUAGUUGUCCUUCCCUCAAACAAAAAGAGAAGGUUUUACUGUGUGCAUGCAUGGAUAGGAUGUAAACAGACAAUAUAUUUUUGGUUAUAUAUUUCUUUCUCAUUUUAUUUUACUCUAUGUAGGCAGGCUACACCGUUUUGGAUUUGUUGGCAUAGGACUGCGCAGCACUAGCAGUUUGUUUGGUUUCGUCCUUGGUCGUGUCAACGUGGCUUCAGGAAGCAGGAGGUCUGACAGCCACCCUACUGUUGCACAUUUGAUUGUCUCUACUCAAGUGCUAAUGUUCUGCACUAGGAAAACUACUUUGCACAGAUUAUUUUCUUGGCUUUGUGUCCUUAUAAAGCUGCAAGAAGCAUCCACCACAUAGAGAAAAAGAUUUAUAUUUUCAGAUCAUUUAACAAAUUGUAUUGUGCUUAUAAGCAGUUACAGUAUGUAAUUCACUGGGAAAUGCUGUAAUAUAACCUUACUGGUUUAGGCCAUUGCUACAUUUUUCAUACAGUUUUUUAUUUUUAUUUUUUUGUGUUUUCUUUUUUCAAACAAUACGUCAGCAACAAUAUCGCGCCAUUAUGCUACAAAGCCUGCUAACAAUACUGAGUUGCGUGCUUUUGUUUGGGUCAUUAACAUGCACUUACACAAUUCUUUAUCCUCAGAGGACUGAGAGAAUAAUGAUGCUAGAUACUUGGCAAGUGAAAAUUAAUUUUAUGUAUUUCCCUGGAUACCACGCUUUAAUAAUCUAUGAUUAUUAUUCAUUUGUUUUCAUUUCGUUUAUAUAAGCCUACAAAUUGUACUUUAGUCUUCUGUAAGCCUCAGCAGCCCCCAGACGGCCUUUGCGGGUUACAAAUUGUGAAGCGACACCCUAAAAUUUGCAUGUUUUUUGUUUGACUAAUGAGAGGAAAGAAAGCAGCUAGAGGCCAUGUGAUUAUAUGUGACAUGUGCUUUGUCACCUCUAAAAAGUAGAAUGGUGUGUCAAGGUUAGAGGACUAAAGUUCUCUUAGUGGUAGGGUUACUUCUCAUAACCUUCAGCGUGUCUCCUGCAGGCUUCGACCUUUACCGGGCUGCAGAGACUUAGAGAGAAAAGCAAAUAGCAUGCACUCAACAAAUAACACAAUGCCCGAGACCCCCGGUGAUAGGAAAAAAAGGUUAGUUUUUAAAAAUGUUGCAGACUGAAAUUACACUACAAAUUUUUAAGAGUCUCACGCCAGAGAUGAAGAAUGCUUCUCUCGUGUGUUUGCAGGAUCCAGGUGCUCAUAAGCACACAAAUGUCCUUUGUCAUAACGAAGACCUCUCUAAAUGCAUCGCUGUGACAAAUUAGCAGCUGCUCUGAUUUUUUUUUUUUAGAGACCAUGUUUCUCCUGUAGCGUAUGAAGGUGAGGAUUGGACAAAAAGAGGCUCCCCUCUGACUGUCACCCACAGGCAGCGCGAGGUGAGAAUGAGAGCAGCAUCACGGCCAGCUUCACACAGAGCACCAGAAGGGAAAUCUGUCCUCGGUGUGCUCGUGUGACUCACAACAGAGGCCCCGAGCGCCACAGGAAGCACCCAACACACGACGGUUGACCUGUGUCGCCUCACUCCUUGCAGAAAUCUAUUUAGGAGAAGAUGACUGAACAGCAGCCUCCCACCAAAACCAGCGUGGAAGGAUUAAAUCACUGAUGUGUGAACCUUAAUUGGAGAAUGCAACAGGCUAAGGCCCGAGGAAAAACUCAGGAGUGAUUAACGCAAGGUCCCCUUUCAUGUCACGCUGUCCAGUAAUAAAUCAAUGCAGCAACAUAGAACUUCUUGUUCCAUCCUUCAGGUUGGGAGCUUUUUCAGUUGACACAAAACUAACAAGACCAUACAGAUAUUACAACACAAAGCUAAAAUAAAGACUAUGAAUAUUACAGUUAAUUUUUAAUCCCAUAAUAAUUAACAAAAGGUUUAAUGUUUUUGCUCCUUAACCAGUUUUUGCAAACUUCAAUUUCUGUCCUUCAGUCCAUGAGUGCAUCAUAUUAAAGCUGGGAUAUGGGCAGUUUAGGUUUCGGUAGAAAGAUUAGCAUUUCUUUCCACUGCUUGUGAAAGCGUCACAAAACGGCCGCAAAGCAUAUGAUGUGGCAAUUAAGCCUAGUUUAUGCUCCUCCUCUACUCCGUAACCUGGGGAGUGUUGCAAAGCAAUUCCUCACCAAGACAACAGAGGGCGUAUCGCUUUUCUGAGAUAGCCUGUCAUGUGUCUACUCCAAGCUAAUGCAUUUACUAUUGUGUUUUUUUGUAUUUCAGACACUUUUUAACACGGACAAAUUUGUCCCCCAUUCUCCUCUAACUCUUUAUGCGCUCACCACCUCGAAACCUACGUUUCGCGUCAUUUCCGUCCACAAAUAAAAUGCUUGCUGUGUAUCUUUUUACUCCUCCAGUCAUGGGUGAAUAAAGCCUUCAAGUUUUCAGAAUUUUUCCGCGAGGUAUUCUUCAGGCUGUGUCGUGGCUGCCACUAGAUAUGUUCCACUCUGUUUUAUUUUUUUGAGAAGGCAAAGGCGGUGCUGCUGACAAAUUUAUGGUAAAACAAUCACGAGCUUGUGCUCUCCGUCACGUUCGACGAGUGUUUAGAAAAGCGGGUUUGAACGUUCCACAUCAGAAUUGCUCCCGUUGGGAAUGAGCUUGUGGGCAAAGUACCGCUAUUACGUUGCGCGACCGCUUUCAUGUCUAGUGGAAAGAAGGGGUUAAAAUCUAAAUUUUUCCAUUGACGUUUUGCAGUUUGUCCAUAAAUGUGUGUGAAAGUCAUUGGAACAUUUAGAAAUAGUGUUUCUCCAGUGAAGCUCAAAGAGAGUUUGCGAAUUUUUAUUUAAACUUGCAGCGUUACAUCAAAGUAAAUCUGCAGGAAUUUCAGUGCAAAGAGGGCAGUGGUUCAACCCUAAAAUAGACACACAUCAUCUUCAAAAUUCCCACAAGAACAAGCAAACAGCAUCAUCACUUACAUAGAUGCUUAUGAAAACAGAAAUGUGCCUUUUAUGGCUACCUUGUCCAGAGCUGGCAUUGACUUAUCGACUCCUCAUGUCUGACCACCGAGCAGUGGAAACUCAUACUGCAGUAAGACACAUCUGUAUUCCAAAACAUCAGACUCCUCGCUGGUAUAGGGCAUGGUGUCUGUGCAUUUGAAAAGAUGAUUUACGCUUCUGUAAUGGCAGCAAUAAUACCAAAAAAAGGACACUUUUAAAGGGACAGACGCUGCUUUUAAGAUGAAAUCCUUUCCAAGCGUGGGCAUGCAUUUUUCAAAAGCUUAUCUCAGCUUUAUUCAAAUCAGACUUUUAAAGCAGACAUUCAUUCAAAAGUUUGUUUUACAAGUAUAAAAAGUCACAGAUGAGCAAAUGAUGCAUCACUUCUGACAUUCUUUAAGAAGAUUAACAGAGUCUACCAAAAAAAUCAAAGUAAAGUUCAAGUUUUAUUAGUUUUAAAUAAAAUGUAUUUUAUUCUCUUCCAAAUAAAAAUAUGUUUGGAAGUUGGUAUGAUUGAGGGCAGUUUUGGCUAAAAAAUGUGUCACUUUGUCUGGAAAAAUUGAGAUCUUAGAAUUAGAAACUUACAGAUGAUGUAACAUCUGUUGGAGCAUCUUUAAGGCUAAAAAGAGGCCAAAAGGAGAAACAUUAAAUUAUGUCAUAAAUUAGUUUAAUUCACCUGUUCUGUGGCUAACAGCAUAUAUAGAAAAUUACAUUAGAUGAACUGGGUAAAAGUCUGUCAUGGAUCUAUAUGUUAGAGCAUUGCUUUAGUAAAAGAUCCUCACGAUUGUGAUUUUAUUUCUCAGAAG
Messenger RNA from Nothobranchius furzeri (turquoise killifish), 6422 nucleotides. It is a transcript of the gene gpc6a, whose product is annotated as glypican 6a. NCBI's taxonomy places the organism in Eukaryota, Metazoa, Chordata, Actinopteri, Cyprinodontiformes, Nothobranchiidae. The record is from RefSeq and is a predicted model, not a curated record. Gene Ontology annotation, cellular component: plasma membrane; extracellular region; cell surface. Gene Ontology annotation, biological process: regulation of protein localization to membrane; cell migration; regulation of signal transduction.